AUGGCAUCCAACGCCAGAUAUGAACCGGCUCCUCAGCGGGACUCCCUAGAUGAGCCCUCUUACUCCCAGGCCCCGCCCUCCUACCAGGCAACAGCGGAGCCCGCGCCUCGCACCGAAGGCGACAACCUGCCCGAUGACUUCAAGUUUGGAGGCACGGUGGCGGAGGGAACUAUUGACAUUCGAAUGCAGUUUGUUCGCAAGGUCUACUCCAUCCUAACCGCUCAGCUUCUCCUCACCACCAUCCUCAGCUCGAUCUCCUUCCUGAGCCAGUCAUACCGCGACUGGAUCAGAGCGAACACCUGGCUGAUGAUAAUCUCCGUCUUCGGCGCACUGGGCUUCAUGCUUGCAACCUUCUGGAAGCGCAAGUCGUACCCCGCCAACCUGCUGUUCCUAUCCGGAUUUACCCUUCUCGAGGCAUAUUCCAUCAGCGUGGUCGUGUCCUUUUACGAGGUCAGAGUCGUCGUGCAAGCGCUCAUCCUUACUUUGGGAAUAUUCGUCGCCUUGACCCUAUUCGCCUGCCAGACUAAAUAUGACUUCACCGAUUGGAUGCCCUACCUUUUCGGCGCGUUGUGGUUCAUGAUUCUUUUCGGAUUCGUGGCCAUGUUCGUCCCAUUCGGCAGCACCGUCGAGAUCAUCUAUGGUGUCCUUGGCGCGCUGAUCUUCUCAGGCUAUAUCCUUGUUGAUACGCAGCUUGUUAUGCGACACUACCAUGUCGAGGAGGAGAUUGCUGCUUCGAUCUCGCUUUAUCUCGACGUGCUCAACUUGUUCAUGUCGAUUCUGCGCAUCCUGAACGGCGCCAACAACAAUAACUAA
Penicillium olsonii is the source of this 813-nucleotide messenger RNA. Lineage: Eukaryota; Fungi; Ascomycota; Eurotiomycetes; Eurotiales; Aspergillaceae. The record is from the annotation of a GenBank genome assembly.